UUCAAUUAUUGUCUGAACAUAAAUACUUUUCUUUUAUAAUACUUAAGUAGAAAUUUAAUUGUGAAGCCUUAACUAUUACAGUCAACGAGUUUGAUGUUUCAACUUUCUUCUCACCUUUAUGUAACGAUUAUAUGUCAACGAUCAACGAAAACCCACGAUCCCGAGGUUCCAGGCCCGAGGACGAGACUCGUCCUUGGCGGUUGUGUUUCCUGCUCAAAAGUUUCGUGUAUUUCGUAUGCAAUCUGUUUCAUUUAGAUGUAUGUUUUAUAUAGGUGUUACGAACGAGACGUAAACACAUGUGCUGCUGAUGUGAUAUGUGCCGCAAUAUAAUAUAAUUUUAGCGACUCGAACUCAUUAAGAUAAAAGGAUUUUUAAAGGCCUAAAUUCAAAGUUGAUGCACGUAGGUUUAUCUCUCGACACAGUGAAAUAAAAAGUAGUGCACUUAGUGAGUGACGACUAUGGAGGUAUGAGUGGAGGGGCGUUGGUCUAGAGGAGUGGCUCGCUAUACAUCAGCCUAGCUGUAGAUGUGCAGCUUGUCAGCGUUGGCGCGCGGCUGCCGGCCCGCCGCCAAGCCGUGCUGCCUGUGCUGGUGCUGCUGCUGUUCGUGUUCCUGGGCCAAGUGGUUGGCGGCUCGCGGUGCCGACGGCGGCCCCGGUAAAAGCCGAGAGCCUGGACCCCACGAGCCUCUGCUCCUCGACGGGGACGCGCCACCGACGCUCGAGGAAAUCCAGAGCUGGGGUCAAUCGUUUGAUCGUUUGAUGAGAAGCGCAGCCGGACGUAAAGUGUUUCGCGACUUUCUGCGCGGCGAGUACUCCGAAGAAAACAUUAUGUUUUGGCUGGCCUGUGAGGAGUUGAAGAGAGAAGUGGACCCUGACGCCGUGGAGGAGAAGGCGCGCUUCAUCUACGAAGAUUACAUCUCCAUACUCUCGCCUAAAGAGGUUUCCUUGGACUCCCGCGUCCGAGAGACAGUGAACCGCAACAUGGUGGAGCCCACGCCACACACUUUCGACGAGGCGCAGCUGCAGAUUUACACCCUCAUGCACCGCGACUCGUACCCGCGCUUCGUGAACUCUCCUCUCUACAAGGCUCUGGCGCGCAUGUCGGCCGGCUCUCCUUCCGCGCCGCCCGCUCAGAGCGCUCAGAGCACACAGAGCGCGUCCGUUGGCGACGCCAAGUGACGCCGGCGUCGCCUCGUGCGAUGAUUCGAACUGCGUGUCUUCUAUCCUGUAAAUAAUAAAUCCUCGACAUACUUAUAUUAUUAUUAUUAUUAUUAUACUUAAACGGGUACUAAUUUUGUACAUAGUUAGGUUAAAAUAAGAGUAGGUGAGGCGCGCGCGGCCGCCGCCGCGGCAACUUCGCUGGUCCACCGCCGCCUGCGCCCCGCUCUAAGGCUCGUCUCUCCUCGUCUUUUUUCCCCUUCCCCCCUCCCCCUCCUCCUCCUCACUUCACGCUGAGACCUCCCUCGAGGCUCCGCCGUGGUUCCUUCCGCAGCCUCCCUCCCCUCGUCCUCGAGUAUUGCACGCGUCUUUUAGUUAGAAGCAAUAAAAGGUGGACCAAUUAAGUUUGCCAGUGAGUCAACGAAUAAAUCUGUCAUGGAAA
This is a messenger RNA of Danaus plexippus (monarch butterfly), 1599 nucleotides long. RefSeq names its product regulator of G-protein signaling 19 (gene Dhit). NCBI's taxonomy places the organism in Eukaryota, Metazoa, Arthropoda, Insecta, Lepidoptera, Nymphalidae. The record is from RefSeq and is a predicted model, not a curated record.